Messenger RNA from Agrilus planipennis (emerald ash borer), 1990 nucleotides. Its product is annotated as tubulin alpha-2 chain-like. Bases 126 to 1616 code for a protein of 496 amino acids. Gene Ontology annotation, cellular component: cytoplasm; microtubule. Gene Ontology annotation, biological process: microtubule cytoskeleton organization; mitotic cell cycle. The record is from RefSeq and is a predicted model, not a curated record. Lineage: Eukaryota; Metazoa; Arthropoda; Insecta; Coleoptera; Buprestidae. The transcript has a single exon. Gene Ontology annotation, molecular function: structural constituent of cytoskeleton; GTP binding.
UUCUUUCAUAUAACCAUUCCUGAAUGAAAAAUUAAUUGAAUUCAUACCAGUUUCACUGGCACUCAUAUACAAAAUGGUAGAAAAGAUGAAAGUAGAAGAAAAAUGUAGCCCAUAAGUUUGUAUUAAUGAAUUUGACAAAAACUGUUCAGUGUAAAAUUUAUGGUUAUCAAGUGGCCAUUUUAUUAGAAAUUAUUGCGAGUGAAAGUCAAAUUCAGUUUGAAUUUUUUAGUGGAAAUUACAAAAUUGAUACAGUUAUAUUUAUCACGAUGCGAGAAGUAAUAUCAAUUCACACUGGGCAAGCCGGCGUGCAAAUUGGAAAUGCCUGUUGGGAAUUGUACUGCCUGGAACAUGCAAUUCAGCCUAAUGGACAGAUGUAUCCCGAAGUUGAAAUCCACGGCGGUGGCGAUUGUUACACCACAUUCUUUAGCGAUACUGGCGCAGGCAAACGUGUCCCGAGAGCGAUCUUCGUAGACUUGGAACCUACGGUUAUCGACGAAGUUAGAGUGGGAACGUACUCCAAAUUAUUUCAUCCGGAUCAGCUUUUGAGCGGCAAGGAAGACGCAUCGAACAAUUACGCUCGUGGACAUUUCACGUUGGGAUCGGAAAUAAUCGAUUUCGUCAUGGAUCGCAUUCGUAAAUUAGCAAACCAAUGUGAAGGCCUGCAAGGCUUUCUGAUUUUCCACUCGUUUGGAGGCGGUACAGGUUCUGGAUUUGCAUCUUUGCUAAUGGAAAGAAUAACUGCAGAUUAUGGUAAAAAGUCCAAAUUAGAAAUUGCUAUUUAUCCUUCUCCGCGGAUUUCAACCGUUGUCGUCGAACCGUACAACUCAAUUUUUACAACACACAGCACUCUAGAACACUCGGAUGCCGCUUUCAUGGUCGAUAACGAGGCUAUUUACGAUCUCUGCCAAAGAAAUUUGUCGAUUAAACGUCCAACAUACACCAAUUUGAACAGACUGCUUGGACAAGUCGUCUCGUCAAUAACAGCCUCGCUUCGUUUCGAUGGCGCUUUGAAUGUUGAUCUGACGGAAUUCCAAACUAACUUGGUGCCCUACCCUCGCAUCCAUUUCCCAUUAAUUACAUAUGCACCGAUUACAUCGGUUGAUAAGGCAUUUCACGAACAAUUAACUGUUUCUGAAAUUACGUACAAUUGCUUCGAACCGGUUAAUCAGAUGGUAAAGUGCGACCCACGUAAUGGAAAGUACAUGGCAUGUUGUGUGUUAUAUCGUGGGGAUGUCGUUCCUAAAGAUGUCUCUUUUGCUAUCGGAGCAAUUAAAACUAAGCGGAGCGUCCGCUUCGUAGACUGGUGUCCAACAGGAUUUAAAGUUGGUAUCAACUGCGAACCGCCAGCUUUUAUUCCUGGUGGCGACUUGGCCAAAGUGCAAAGGUCGGUCUGCAUGUUGUCAAACACAACGGCCAUCUCAGAGGCCUGGUCGCGUUUAGAUCGGAAGUUCGAUUUGUUGUAUUCUAAGCGUGCAUUCGUCCAUUGGUAUCUCCGCGAAGGAAUGGAACAGUGCGAAUUUUUGGAAGCACGAGAAAAUUUAGCCGCUUUAGAAAAAGAUUUUGAAGAAAUUGAAUCGGACUAUUUAACAUCAGAAUUUUGUGAAGAUGAAAUAUGAAAUUUAGGAUACAUAAGAACGUAUGGGGAAUACAGUUCAUAUUUUUAAGUGUGUCGGUGUGUAUGUAAGAAGCUGUCUUGUGUGAUAAAUCAGAUCAGUGAAAUAAUUUUAUUAGUUUGUAGUUCUUCAGGAAUAAUAGUAAUAAUAAAAGCGUUACUUAAUUAGUUUUUAACUUAAUUUAACGCUCUCACGAACUACGUAAUAAUUGAGUCUAAAUAUGGUUCAAACCUAUUAGAUGUAAACAUUUAGAGUACUUUUAAUGGAUUUUCAUUUAUUAUGGAGGAUUCCUUUGCUAGCCGUUUUUUCUUUAACCUUAAACAAAAAUGCUUUCGAAUAUCGACCCAAAAGUGUUACUUUCAAGUACAAUGAGCACU